AAAAGUGCAACCAAGAGGAGUUUUGCUUUCUGGCCAUUCGACAGCUGCUGUGCUUGAAGUCAUGCGUACAUUGGACGCUUAUCUUCUACACCGACGGUGGGAAUCACUUCGCGAAACCACAUUCUCCGACCACCCUCCGCCUUCAACAACCUCCCUCUCGCUGCCUGUCUAAGCAAUUAACUGGUAGGAACCAGUGAAUAAUAUAUUCCGUUUGCUGACUUUACAACAUCUAGUUUUGCUGCUCCUGAUUUGGAUCGAGGACUUUUAAUUGAAUACUAAGAUUGCACAAGUUUAAUGCGCUUGAAGAACACUUGCUGAUGUGUAUUGUUAAUUUGAUUUUAUAGCAUGGGUAGUACUAUCAAAGAGGACCAAUGUAUGCCUGAUGAAAAAAUGGAACAACAUACAAAUCAUUGCAACAAGGAAACCAUGGCAGGUAGUGAGCUUUGGACAGAUGGACUCUUAUGUGCUUUUGAAUAUGUGAAGGGUCAAAGAAUAUCAGAAAAGUCAAAAUCACACACAAAACCCCAACCAGCUCAUAAACCAAACAGUCAUAAAAUAAUGACCAGAUCAUCUCUUCAAGAACUUGAUGAUGGUUAUUCAUCAGAACCCACACCUCUUACAGAAAUCUGGAAUGAAAAUAUCCACCAUUGGAUCCCAAUUGGUUGGGCAAGAAUAUCUGAACUUGUUGAAACAGUGCAAAUCAAUGAUGACUGGACCUCACAGCAGUUUGAUUUCACGGAUGAUGAAGAUGAUCGCACAACUGCAGAUUUAGCUGCCCCCUAUUGGGAGCGGCCAGCUGGACCUAUAUGGUGGUGCCACGUGGCUGCAAGCCACCCACACAUUAAUUCCUGGCUUACUAAUGCUUCAUGGUUGCAUCCUGCAAUAAGUAUUGCUUUGAGAGAUGAAAGUCGGCUUAUAAGUGAAAGGAUGAAACACCUUUUAUAUGAGGUCCCAGUUAGGGUUGCUGGAGGUUUGUUGUUUGAACUUUUGGGUCAAUCUUUUGGUGACCCGUAUAUUAAGGAAGAUGAUGUACCAGUUGUGCUUCGUUCAUGGCAAGCACAAAACUUUUUAGUCACUGCAUUGCAUCAAAAAGGAGUUACAUCAUUCUUAAAUGUUUUGGGUGUCAUAGAAGUUCAGGAACUUCUUUUUGGUGGUGGUAAUAAUAUACCAAGGACAAUACAUGAGGUGAUAGCACUUUUAGCCAGCCGGCUUGCACGAUGGGAUGACAGAUUAUUUCGGAAGUCUAUAUUUGGUGAAGCUGAUGAAGUGGAACUGAAGUUCAUUAAUAAGAGAAACAAUGAAGAUUUGGAUCUUUUCAUUAUAAUCCUUAACCAAGAAAUCAGAAGGCUAUCACAAGAGGUUAUUAGAGUCAAAUGGUCAUUACAUGCAAGGGAAGAAAUUGUGUUUGAACUUGUUCAACAUUUGAGGGGAAACACAACCAAAAUGUUGCUUGAGGGCAUAAGAAAAAGCACAAGGGAGAUGCUUGAAGAGCAAGAAGCAGUUCGUGGUCGCAUUUUUACAGUUCAAGAUGUCAUGCAGAGCACCAAACGAGCCUGGUUGCAGGUUUUUUUUAUAGAAAGAAGGGAUAGAAGCACAAGGGUGACACAUAAUUUAGCUGUGUUUGGUGGGUGUGGGCUAGUUUUGUCAAUCAUCACGGGAUUAUUUGGGAUCAAUGUUGAUGGAAUCCCUGGAAGUGAAAAUACACCAUAUGCAUUUGGUCUAUUUUCAGGAAUGAUGUUCUUGAUAGGAAUCAUCUUAAUUGCAGUUGGGUUAAUAUAUUUUGGACUUAAACAGCCAAUCACUGAAGAACAGGUUCAAGUAAGAAAACUGGAGUUGCAAGAACUUGUCAACAUGUUUCAGCAUGAUGCAGAGACUCAUGCUCAGGGUUUUUUUUGGGUCCUUCUUGCCGUUCAUCUCAAUCAGGAGGAGUCGUAUUGUGAAGUAUGGGUGAAAGUGGAAAGCGGCAGCGCAACAAGAGGGAGAGAGAAAGGGACAGGGAUAGGGGGAGGGAGAAAGACGGUGGCAAUGGCGAUCAUAAGAACCAGAGAAGAAGAGGAAACGAAAGAGAUGAUAGAAGUAAUAACAACAACAGGGGAGAAAGAGGAAAUUGAGCCUGAUGAAGAACUUGGUGAUCGUGACCCUUUAUGCCCUGCCCAGGAUGCACUUAUUAAGGUGCAUAAUGCAAUUGCAAAUGUAGCAGAAACAGCUGGCGAUUCUGAUAAAAAGUGGAAAGAUAAGGAAGAAUGCCAACUUCUAGUUCCAGCUAGCCAGUCUGCAAAUAUUAUUGGAAAGGCUGGGGCAACUAUAAAGAAAUUAAGAAGCAGGACAAGGGCAAACAUUAAAGUUACUCCAAAAGAUAUUAGUGAUCCUAAUCAUUCGUGUGCCAUGGACUUUGACAACUUUGUUGUGAUAACUGGUGAACCAGAGGCUGUGAAGAAAGCACUGUUUGCAGUCUCCUCAAUUAUGUACAAGUUUACUCCAAAGGAAGAGAUUCCUCUUGAAACAUCUGUUCCUGAAGCUCCUCCAAACAUCAUAAUACCUUCUGAUGUACCCAUCUAUCCUGCUUCUGGUCUAUACCCAGGUGUAGAUCCAUAUGUGCCUUCCAGACCUCUUCCAUCUGUUCUAGGUGGUUCACAUGUACCAGAACUUCAAGGGUAUGCGGAUUCAGGGAACACAUGGCCAAUUUACUCUUCUGCCCUCCCUGUAGUUUCGGGGUAUGGUGGUGCAUCUGCAUCAGGGGAGUUACUCGUAAGGGUGCUGUGCCCAUUUAACAAGAUUGGUCGUGUUAUUGGAAGGGGUGGUGCUGCCAUUAGAAGUGUCAGAGAAGCUAGUGGUGCUCGUGUUGAUGUUGAUGAUACCAGACGCGAUGAAUGCAUUAUUACAGUUGCAGCAACAGAGUCAUUGGAUGAUAUAAAAUCCAUGGCUGUUGAAGCAGUUCUAUUGCUUCAAGGAAAGAUAAGUGAGGAAGAAGAAGAAAACGUUUCUUUUAGGCUCCUUGUCCCUUCUAAAGUCAUCGGGUGCAUCAUUGGUAAAAGUGGUUCUAUCAUAAAUGAAAUUCGGAAGAGAACAAGAGCAGAUGUUCGUAUAUCAAAAGGUGAUAAACCCAAAUGUGCAGAUGUUAAUGAUGAACUUGUUGAGGUGAUUGGAGAAGUUGGGAGUGUGAGGGAUGCACUUGUUCAAAUAGUUCUUAGGCUUAGAGAUGAUGUUCUGAAAGAUAGGGAUAGUGGUGGUCAUAAUCAAUCUUCAGGGAAUGAUUCCAUGUAUGCUGGUGGCAGUGGACUUCCUGUGCCUCCAGUGUUGCCAAGUGUCCCCCCUUCAUUGGGUUAUGAACAUAGUCAUAGAGGUGAACCUGGGAGCAGUAUGGGUAUGGGUAUGGGUAUGCUUCCUUCAGGCUAUGGAUAUGGUUCACUACCGAUGAGUGACAAUGGCUAUGGAUCUUUAUCCUCUUCAUAUCCAUCAAAGUUCUAUGGGGGAUUGCCUCCUCCUGAUGGUUCUGAGAUGCUUAUCCCUGCUCAUGCGGUGGGUAAGGUGAUGGGUAAAGGUGGAGCCAAUGUAGACAAUAUUCGAAAGAUAUCUGGAGCUGUUGUAGAGAUAUCUGAUUCCAAAUCAUCGCGAGGUGAUCGUGUUGCCAUAAUAUCUGGAACACCUGAACAAAAACGUUCAGCUGAAAACAUGAUUCAGGCUUUCAUAAUGGCUACCUGAUUUCUGUCUGACAAUGAAGGUGAAUUUGGCUUAAAUUCAUGGGACCUUUUCCUUAGUGCACUGCGCAUUUAGUUUUAUUUAUAGACAUGAAAACGUAUCUCCUUCUAUUCGGUUCUUUCUGCUGGAUCUCUUUACUUUCUUCCAAAGAUCAUCUGGGAGUGGCUGCAUGCAUGCUAAGAUUGAUUCAUCUUAGGCUCUUCUGUAGUGUUCUAUCCAGUGGGAGUCUUCAUAAGACUUUAGUAGGAUCUUUCUCUCAUUCCAUACUCUUUUUUAAUAACUCUUUGACUUUCUGUCUUUAUGAUCGUGCGUGCGGUUGUAAUUUUAAUCGUGAUAAAUUGAUUUUUCUGAAUAUUUCAUCGUAUCCCUCUUGCUCUUUGAAUCUUGGGUGUAAUCCGUUCUUGAAAUGAUGCAUUCUGAAAUGAUUAUCUGCUUUGCUUGAUCUUCUUGAUUCAUGGAAAGUCGUUUUCUGCAGCUGUGGUAAAAACAGGAGAAAAACAAAGCCAACUCUGGAUAUAUUUUGGUAGUUUCUAAUCUACCUAGAAAGUUCAUCCUCUAUAACUCAAAAAAAAAAAAAAAAAAAAACUCUUUUAAACUAGAAACACAAAGCUUUCAACAUAUUCUUCAUGUUGUUUUUCCAACUUGAAUUAAUCCAUGUGCUUCUAUUUAAGAAAUUGCACCCUGUCUGUGAUGGUUAUAAAUCCUGAACGUUUUUGUUCUUGCUUAGCUUAGCUCAUGACUUAUUCUCUUCCGAAUCAUGUUCUUGCCAUUCUGAUUCACUUUUUUAUUUAAAGAUUUCAAUCUAAAUCUUUAGGCCUCUCUCUUUAAACUUUAAAGAGGUGAAAGAUUUGUAGUGUCUGGCUGGUAAAAAUUCUCUUUACAGAUUUUGUCUACUAUUCCUGUCUAGUCUGUGAGGAAGAGGAUCAACUCCUUACUAGGCACUGGCAGAUCAGAUGCUGCUUCACUCUUCUCCAAUGUUUGCUCUCUAAAAUGAGAUAUCUCAAUCUCACCCCAUGUAAACUACACAUUGUGAUCCUACUUCACCACUUUUGCACCUGUCAAUAUAUAAAAAACACACUACACUACACACACAACUCUGGUAAAUUUAGGAUUGAUAUAGCCUGCCCA
Lactuca virosa is the source of this 4827-nucleotide messenger RNA. NCBI's taxonomy places the organism in Eukaryota, Viridiplantae, Streptophyta, Magnoliopsida, Asterales, Asteraceae. The record is from the annotation of a GenBank genome assembly.